CGUUCAGCGAAGUCGGAAGUACCAGUGAGUGAGUCCUCUUGCGUCACUUGUAUAUUCAUGACAACAGCAAUGGCUGCCUCCUGUUCGUUGGUGUGUUGUGGAGAGGAAAACGAUUCCGAUAAAGCUGUUAUUGUCCGCUUUACUAACGGAAUCAUCAACAAUGCAGACAAACUGGAUUUCUCGAUGUACAAAAACACUGAUGAUAGAAACCCCAGGAAAAGCAGCAGACGGAUAGUGGUUGCUGAGACAGAGAGACUGUCGUAUGUUGGAAAUAAUUUUCGAACAGGAUCCAUGAAAUGCAACAACCUUUGCAAAUAUUAUGUAGGAGUUUUGAACAAGCAGACUAUGCAGAUGGAAGUGCACAGUGCUCAGCUGUUCAACAUGCAACCUGUUAUACCAGGAGAGGAGACGGUGACUGCUACUGCCCAGGACAUGACUCAGACUUACAGAGACAAGGUUGACUCUUUAAUUGAGGCGUUUGGCACCAAUAAACAGAAGAGAGCCCUAAGCUCUCGCAGGCUAAAUCAGGUGGGCAGUGAUACACUGCAUCAAGCUGUGGCUAAAGCUGCCACUAGUGUGAUUGAACAGAAAGGCCUGGAAGUUUUACAACAAGAACUUGCUGAGUCACAGGAAGACCUAGCACUCCACUUACCUCCCUGCAAUGCAGGUGCUGACGAACCUGAGGACGUCUACCCAUUUGAUGACCUCCUGAGUCCAGUAGAGUUUGAAGCUUUAGAAGAGGCUGGUUCCAAGAUGGCAGCACUUACCUCAGAGGAGCUGCUGAAGAUGAGAGAAGAAGGAGGGUGCCUGAGUGUUUUGAAGUUCCUGGGGAACCUGCCGUCUGCGAGUGAAGCCAGAGAUAAAACAGUGCGCUGUGCCUUUUAUCUCUCUAUGCUCCUCAAUCUGGCACACCAAAGAAGCAUCAACCGCAAGUUUGGCCAGGAGGAAGGCUGCCCUCGCAUCGUUCAGAACAAACUGCUCAGAACAUUCACAGUGGAGUCUUUCAAAAAUGGAAGGGUCCAGAACAUGGUGUCUUCAUCAAUGCGGGUCAAACUAGCAGCUUUCUCUCUUGCCCUGCUGCUUCAUAUGGGUCAUAUGACUGCUGACCUCACAUUACUGCACCGUGACCUGGGAAUCACUGAGGCCAGGAUGAUUGAUAUAGCAAAGUCGAUGGGUCUGACGCUGUCAAGGCAUGCCCGGGGGAAGGGGGAUGACGCUGGGCAGAGUGAGGAAAACAGACAGGCCUUCCUGGUUGUACCUCUGGUCAAACAGGAUAAGUUCGUUGAGACACGGAAACGCAAGAAAAUGAGAUGAAGAUAAAGAUAAGGCCAGGCUCAGUGGUGGAAAUACAACAAAUAAGAAUUGUUUAUUAAAGCAUUUUGUAGACAAAUAAA
Notolabrus celidotus (New Zealand spotty) is the source of this 1394-nucleotide messenger RNA. RefSeq names its product RNA polymerase I subunit E (gene polr1e). The transcript is spliced from 12 exons. The record is from RefSeq and is a predicted model, not a curated record. Lineage: Eukaryota; Metazoa; Chordata; Actinopteri; Labriformes; Labridae. Gene Ontology annotation, biological process: transcription elongation by RNA polymerase I; nucleolar large rRNA transcription by RNA polymerase I; RNA polymerase I preinitiation complex assembly. Gene Ontology annotation, cellular component: RNA polymerase I complex. Gene Ontology annotation, molecular function: DNA binding. The coding region runs from base 58 to 1314 and encodes 418 amino acids.